AUGUCCGACCCCAUUGAGGAAGCGAGCGAGGUGGGAGGUAGCCAAGGCGACAAGGAUGCGAGUCAAAGUGGGUCGAAGAAGAAGCAUCAAUGGCAGGCGAUCCGAACCACGUGGUUGAAGGAUUGCGAGGAAGAGGAAGAGCAUGCGCAAUAUGCUGAGCAAGAAGAAGGAGCGGAGGAGGAGAUCUUGCCGAUCGACGCGUCACCUUAUCGGCCCAUUGCUGUCUUCAAGCAUGAGAAGGUGAAGGGCGUCGAAGGGGGGGGUGCAUCUGAAGGUUCAGAGGACGAGGUCGGAGGCGUGUCAACGAUUCCGGACAUGAUGAGCAAUGCCAGAGCAUUGUACAACAAGACCGUCAACACUCCUUCGAUGGAGGAUCAUGGGAACAUGGAGAAGAGAAGGACCAUGCUGGGGAAGGCGACGAGAAAGAGCAGGAGCAGGAGCAUCAAAAUGGACAUGGCGCACAGCAUGCGGGGGAAGGAAGCUUUGUCGAUCAGAUUCCAGCAGCACGGCAAGACCAAGACGAUCAGGGUCGAGGGGAGGAGGUGA
Messenger RNA from Guillardia theta CCMP2712, 546 nucleotides. RefSeq lists its product as hypothetical. Bases 1 to 546 code for a protein of 181 amino acids. The transcript has 4 exons. NCBI's taxonomy places the organism in Eukaryota, Cryptophyceae, Pyrenomonadales, Geminigeraceae. The record is from RefSeq and is a predicted model, not a curated record.